GCAACUGCCUCGGCAAACAAGCAGCCGGGCGGACAUCCUCCGAGACAGACAUGAAGGCGACUCUGCUGGUGGUUUUGACCGUCUUGUCAUGUGCAGACAGUGACCGCUCGACAUACUGGUCUUGCAGGCACUCUCCAUCACAGUGGUGUUCCUCUGUGGAGUCGGCAGUACAAUGCGGGGUUCUGAAGCAGUGCCUUGAGAGCAACUUCACCAGGUCCCACCAGAAAGCAGAGUCUGUUCAGCUGGCACUAUACUAUGAGAGCCUUUGUCCUGGUUGCAGACAAUACCUCACCCAGAUGGUCUAUCCCACCUGGAUCAUGCUACAAGACAUCCUUGACGUCACUCUGGUGCCCUAUGGCAAUGCAGAGGAAAAGUUGGUUGGAAAGAAGUAUAUUUACACUUGCCAACAUGGAGAGCCAGAGUGUCUCGGCAACAUGAUUGAGACCUGUUUACUGAACCUGACAGGCAGUGCUUCCUUCCACAUCAUCUAUUGCAUGGAAUCUUCCAAUGAUGUCAUCAAGUCUGCCAAGAGUUGUGUGGAUAUCUAUUCCCCUGGUGUGAGUUGGGAGAGCAUCAUGGACUGUGUGAAUGGAGACAUGGGUAACCAGCUGAUGCAUCAGAAUGCCUUGAAGACUCAGGCCCUGAGCCCUCCACAUGACUAUGUACCCUGGGUGACCAUAAAUGGGAAGCACACAGACGACUUGGUGCAAAAAGCCAUGAGUUCUCUCUUACUUCUGGUCUGCAGCAUGUAUCAGGGACCUAAGCCAGAAGCAUGUGUAGAGGGCCAAUGGAGACGGUACAAAAGCUACUGCCACAAUAAGUGAAUAAGUAAUGUUGCACAUGCUUUAACGUUUGUCCUUGGCAAGUGAGGUUUGUUACUUGGAUCACUGUUGGUGCCUUACUCAAACGUAUAGCACAUGUUGAUGUAUUAGCAGUGAGGAAGACAUACAAAUACCUGAGUUUGUGGUUUUUUUUUUUUUUGUUUAUUUACAAAGGAAUAUUGUUGCGUCACUUUAACUCAAAGUGUAUAUAUAAUUGACCUAAUUUCCAAAAACUGCAUUAUCAUUGAAAUGAUGUAUUGUGAAACCAUGAAAGAGGGCAUUCAUAUAAAAUUGAUCUAAUUUCCAAAAACUGCAUUAUCAUUGAAAUGAUGUAUUGUGAAACCAUGAAAGAGGGCAUUGAGCAUGACAUAGACUUUUAAUUGUGAAUACCCUUGGAGUUUGUUCAGUUUUCAAAUUUUACGACAACCAGAUGGUAAUCAACAUCUGUUUAAGAUUUUUACUGUUCUGCAGGCAGGGCUUCAUCUCUUCUUCCUCAAUCCUCAUCCUUUUUUUGACCAGUCUCUUUCCUGAGAGGUGUAGUUGGAGCAAAGAAAAACCAACAGCAGGCACAUGGAGGUUAGCAGGAGACCAGUAGGUGACACUGUUUUGUCAAAUCUUUGUAACGACACACAGGCUGUCCCCCCUCGCCCCCCAAAGCUCUUGUCCACUGACUGACUUUUCCCCAGAAAUAUGCCAUUAAAGUCUGCAAGUCCAUAGGUGAUGCAUGCAGAGGGCUCCAUUUAGGAUCUGGCCAUUUAAAACAAACCUUAACUUUACAGUCUAUUAACAUUGGGCCUCAUGCAUGAAUAUUUUCUUGUUUUUCUCUUAUAUUUGUUCUUGCACAAAUUAAGAGGAAAAUAAGAAAAUCCUACAUGGGAUUCAUGAAACGUGUGCACUGGCCAAUUUUGUUUCGCCCACCUGAGUAUGUUGAUGAAUUGCAUUUGAUCUUGAAUUGGAUGCACAUGCCAGGCAUUUUGCAAUUGGCAUAAGGAAAUGCCCCAUUAAACCCAUAUAUGUAAGGGCAGCAGACUUAAGUCCUAUGUGCAAACCAACAAACCACUGAAGUUUGACAGGUAAUGGACAGACAAAAGAAAGUGGGGGGAGGGGGGAAAAGGUCGACAAAAAUAACUUUGCUCUUUAUUUAUUCUGUAUAACACUUAAAGUAAGAAACUUUGGCCCAUGGUCUUAAAUGAAAACAUUCAAGAUGUCUAAUGUUUUAAUAAAAUCUUAAAAUACAUAAAAUAUUCAAUACUCAAUUAUUAAAUUAAAGUGCAGUGUGAGA
Molecule: messenger RNA, 2103 nt
Organism: Lampris incognitus (smalleye Pacific opah)
Lineage: Eukaryota; Metazoa; Chordata; Actinopteri; Lampriformes; Lampridae
Gene: ifi30a
Product: IFI30 lysosomal thiol reductase a
Exons: 7
Coding region: 51-824 (257 amino acids)
Cellular component (GO): lysosome
Molecular function (GO): oxidoreductase activity, acting on a sulfur group of donors, disulfide as acceptor
Source: RefSeq, a predicted model, not a curated record